Molecule: messenger RNA, 744 nt
Organism: Coregonus clupeaformis (lake whitefish)
Lineage: Eukaryota; Metazoa; Chordata; Actinopteri; Salmoniformes; Salmonidae
Product: cyclin-dependent kinase 2-associated protein 1
Exons: 4
Coding region: 96-455 (119 amino acids)
Cellular component (GO): nucleus; cytoplasm
Source: RefSeq, a predicted model, not a curated record
UUUGCCGGUGCUGCUCUGCUGUAAACAAAAAGUGUCUGAGGGAGACAGAGGCGCUUCAUUGGAUUUUAGGACGAUUUUUAUUUCUUUCAGUUAUAAUGUCUCUAGGAAUGUCUUACAAGCCCAACCUCCAUCAGCAUGUUCUCGGAACUUCCGUGAACCAAGUUGCUGUUGUUCACUCUACAUCAACAAGCAUAUCAACACUGCAAUCUUACAGGCCAUUAGUGAAUGACUAUGGACCACCAUCUUUCGGCUUUUCACAGAGUUCAAGUGGAAGUCAAGUGCCUCAGAGUAAAUAUGCAGAACUGCUAGCCAUUAUUGAAGAGCUUGGGAAGGAGAUUAGACCAACUUAUGCUGGGAGCAAAAGUGCCAUGGAGAGACUAAAGCGAGGUAUCAUUCAUGCCAGGGGGCUUGUACGUGAAUGCUUGGCAGAAACAGAGAGAAAUGCAAGGUCCUAACAGGCAAAGUACAGGCAAAGUUAUUGGAUUGAAUUGGACCAACUCUCCAGACUGAAGAUCUACAAGACUCAAAAGACGAAGCUUUUAGUCAAUACUUUUAUUGGACCAAUAAAAACUAAAAGUUCAUUGUUUUUUAAAACUGCGAUGGCACGUUCGGCUUUGACAAAAAAAGUGCCCUAUGAGCUGUACUUGACAGGAAUUUCCUGGUUUUAUUUGUGUUCCCUUUGGAAAUGCCUAAUUUCAAUAUUACUUGAAUGAAUAAAAAAUAAUGAAAACAAACAAAAAUGCA